GCUCAAUUGGUCGCGAUCCGAACUCUAGGGUUAGGGUUAUAUGUCACCUACCGUCUUUUUUUGCUGCAGUGACGUCGUGAAAAAACCGAAACUCAACCAACAUCACAGUUUCUGCCAUGCAGCCUUCGACUGUAUCGACUGCUCGACCACCUUCCACACCCCCGCUGAGUACCAGGGACAUAUUUCGUGCGUAACUGAAGCAGAGAAAUAUCAGAAGACGAUGUACAAAGGUCCUCGAUCGGUGAGCGGGGACUUGGGGGGCAGCACCUCGAGAGAAUGGGCGCGACCACCAACGCGUUACCAGGCCACUGGUGCCAACGGAACUCCGUUGGGCACACCUCAACGCAUGUCGCCUAUAACUGUAACACCACCAGAGCCGUCAGUCAUACCACCAAAACCAAUAGAGGCUCAGCCUUCAAAGGACUCAGCCCCAGCGCCGGAAACGACUGAGAUUAAACCACAGAAAAAGUCAAAGUCUGAAUUAAAAGCCAAGGACAAAAAGACAUCAGAAGAUACCAUCGUUGUCGAAUCGUUAUCUGCGCCUUCGUCUCCGUCACCUCCAAAGGCGGAGAAGAAGAAAAAGGACAAGAAACCUAAAAAGUCCACUGAGGACGCUGUAGAGUCUACUGUCGACGAUACCCCGACAUCAACCGAGAUUCCAGGAGAAAAGGAAAAGAAAUCCAAGAAAAAGGACAAGGAAAAGCGGAAAGCUGUUGUUGUGGAGGGCGAGAAUUUGGAGAGCCAAGAGAUCAAUGACAAAGAUAGCGACGAGAGCCAGUCAAAAUCACAAAAGCGGAAGAGGGACGACGAGUCCGAAGAGACGGGCACAGGUAAGAAAGAUAAGAAGGAAAAGAAAAAGAAGAGCAAGAAGGACAAGGUCGAAGAGACACCAACGAAUAGCAUGUCGGAUCCAUCGUCUAAGCCAGUCGAGACUGAGGGAGAGACAAAAACGAAGAAGCGGAAAAGAGACAAGUCAGAAAAUGUUCCGGAGGACGGCAUGGACGUCGACGUGACACCUACAGACGCUCCGUCUGUUGCGCCUGUGGAAAAGAAGAAGAAGAAAAAGAAGCACGACGCGGAACUAGAUGCUAAUGUCAAGGUGUCGGCAACGGAUAGAAGAAGGAAGGAUAAGAAAGAGAAGAAGGAGAAGAAGGAGAGGAGCUCCAAAAAAUCCGACAAGGCUUCAGCAUAAUUGGCUGCUUCGU
This is a messenger RNA of Suillus bovinus, 1205 nucleotides long. RefSeq lists its product as uncharacterized. The record is from RefSeq and is a predicted model, not a curated record. The transcript has 6 exons. NCBI's taxonomy places the organism in Eukaryota, Fungi, Basidiomycota, Agaricomycetes, Boletales, Suillaceae. Bases 41 to 1192 code for a protein of 383 amino acids.